AUGGGGAGAGUGAAGCUUCAGAUCAAGAGGAUCGAGAAUAACACUAACAGGCAGGUCACUUUCUCCAAGAGGAGAAAUGGUCUGCUCAAGAAAGCUUAUGAGCUUUCGGUUCUGUGUGAUGUUGAUGUCGCCGUCAUUAUGUUCUCUCCUUCCGGUAGGCUUAGCACUUUCGCUGGAAGCACAAAAAGUAUGGAAGACAUUAUCAUGCGAUUCGUGAAUCUUCCGGAACAGGAAAGAGGACGUCUGCAAAACCAAGAGUAUCUGAGAAGGGUUCUUGAGAAGCUGAAAAAUGAAUCAUCAGAUCAUGCAGCCGCCAUUAGCCCAGUGAAUGGUGCUAAUGAUUCUCAAAUCACGGAAAUUCAACGCAAGCUUGAGCAAUGCCAGUCGCGACUGGGAGAAGUGGAGCAGCAACUGCUAGUUUAUGAAUGCGAUCCCGGCGAAAUCAUGACGCUGUACGAGGCGCAGUGUCGGGAGAGAAUUUUCGAGCAAAACCUCAACCUAGUCCGACAGCGCAAGCAAAUUCUGGAGGAGAAGUUUAAUCCCAUUCCCGACACCCAAGCACCUUCAGAGCAGCUGAAUCUGGGUUUGGAGACGACGAUGAACACCAUUGAUUUUGCUCUCGUGGAUAACUGGCUUCCAGCUGACAAAGACCCACAUUCCCAGAUCUUCAACUUUCUUCCCAAUGGCUUUUUUCCUCACAGAGAUGAAACGGGACCCGUUCACCAGCCCAUGGUGGCGCCGCCACCUUUGCCACUGCUUCACGUGGAAAACGUGCCGCUAGGUGACCAUCGCGUGACUUCAAGAGCGGAGGAUGAUAUGCCACGCCCCGGCGACUUGUUUGGACCAAUCAUCGACGUCAAUGUUUCGCCGUGGACACAAUACGGCGGCGCACCAGCGGCGAACGUUCCAUUGCCGUCGACAUACCCGAGAGAUCGAGCGAUUCUUGAAGCAUGGAUAGCACAGUUUAGCACCCCAUCACUAAAUCAAGAUCAUAUAUGAGUGGGAUCGGAGAACAGAAGAUCAUAUAUGAGCUACCGGCGGCUGGCUAGUAUAUAUGAGAAUUUUCUGAAAUAAUAAUGUUUUUCUCUAAAAAUAAAAAAUGGGGGUAUUUUAUGAUUGAAUAAAUACAUACAUAAAUAAAUAAAUGGAAUAGUAUAUGAUAGUAUUAAGGUGGGAGUGGAAGGUGUUUGGGACUUUGAGGAGCUUUUUUAUAAUGGUAAUAAUGUUUAUUGGUGUAGUUUUCAUAUAUUGGUAAUAAAUAGGUAUGUAUUACUAU
This is a messenger RNA of Ipomoea nil (Japanese morning glory), 1276 nucleotides long. Its product is annotated as agamous-like MADS-box protein AGL104. Gene Ontology annotation, biological process: positive regulation of transcription by RNA polymerase II. The coding region runs from base 1 to 999 and encodes 332 amino acids. The transcript has 11 exons. The record is from RefSeq and is a predicted model, not a curated record. Gene Ontology annotation, molecular function: DNA-binding transcription factor activity, RNA polymerase II-specific; RNA polymerase II cis-regulatory region sequence-specific DNA binding; protein dimerization activity. Lineage: Eukaryota; Viridiplantae; Streptophyta; Magnoliopsida; Solanales; Convolvulaceae.